GAAGAAAACCUCACAAAUAUGAUCUAGUGUGUUUUCAGCGUGUCUGUGACAUUCAGCCUCCAUUUGUGGAUCAGAGCUGGGGCAGAGUCGCAGUUAGCUGUGACUGUGUUAUAAAACUUUGGCGGGUUGUUAUUUUUUGUUUGCGAUUCUGGUGUGACCCUUGACCCGAGUGAUGUCAGGACUGAAGAGGCCGGCAGGGAGUGAGCCCUCGACCUCCGCCCCUCCGGAGAAGAAGAGAGAGAGGGAGCGAGAUGGAGGAGGAGGAGGAGGAGAGGAAGGGGGCAGGACCACCGUGGAGACUGUCAUCAAAGUGGGAGGAGUCUCGAGCACGGAGGAGCUGGAUGUCCGGGCUCUGCAGGUGAGGAACAGGAAGCUGGCUGAGACGCUGGACCAGCGGCAGCUGAUCGAGGAUGAGCUGCGAGAGACGAUCGAGCGUCUGGAGAGGAGGCAGGCGACCGACGACGCCAGCUUGCUCAUCCUGAACCGCUACUGGAGCCAGUUUGAUGAGAAUAUCCGUCUCAUCAUUCAUCGAUAUGAUCUGGACUCAGAACUCUCAGACCUGCUGAGUGACAGGAAGGCUCUAGAUCCUUCGGAGCGCAAGAGUCUAGAACCCUCGGACCCAGAACCGGACUCCGACAGCAACCCGGAGAGAGGAAGUGUGCGAGAGAGGGAGAGGGAGGAGAGAGGAGAGGGGAGAGAGAGAAGGAGAGGGCAGAGAAGAGGAGGAGCAUUAGCGCCCCUCUCCUUCCUCGCCACUCUGGCCAGCAGCAGCAGUGAUGAGAUGGAGGCAGCCCUGCAGGAGAGGGUAGAGUCGAGCCACCGGCUCACUGAGAGGGUGCUGGAGAUCUGCGACAGCUUUCACAGCGCCACCAUGAGGUUGGGAGGAGACAUCGCAGACUCGGAUCGCUUCCCUGACGCAGUGAGAGAGUUGAACUCCCUGCUCUCCAGAGAGAACCAGAGACUGGAACAGCUAAGAGACUCACUGCAGGAGAAGCACAGCUCUCUCUCCUCUCAGUUCUCAGUGCUGGGGAUGCAGGUUGAAGCUGAUCGGCGUGUCUCGGAGCUCCAGUCUCGGAUUGAGGACCUGCAGUGGGACAUCGACUCUCUGAGCGACGUCUCUCCUCUGUCUUUUGAGGAGAUGAACUCUGACCUGGAGGAGAAUCGAGAGCUUGCUGAGAACAGACUGUCAGAACUACAGAAACUGAAGCAGGACCUUCAUCAGAUAAACAGCGAAAACAGCAAUAUGAAGGUGCAGUUGGUCUCUAAGGCACAAGUGGUAGUUAAAGAGUGCUCAGAGUAUCGCUGUCUCCAGUCCCAGUUCUCUGUCCUCUACAACGAGUCUCUGCAGCACAAAGCCCAGCUGGACGAGGCCCGGUCAAGACUGCAGGGGACCCGGGGGAUCCGCCUGAGACAGCUGGACCACAUGGAGCAUGAUGAGCUCUCUCUUCAGAAGAAGUUGCGCACGGAGGUGAUUCAGCUGGAGGACACGCUGGCUCAGGUGCGGAAGGAGUACGAGAUGCUGAGGAUCGAAUUCGAGCAGACGCUAGCCGCCAAUGAGCAAGCAGGUCCCAUUAACAGGGAGAUGCGUCAUCUGAUCAGCAGCCUGCAGAAUCACAACCAGCACAUGAAGGGAGAGGUUCAGAAAUACAAGCGCAGGCUGAGAGACGCACACACAGAGCUGAGCCAAGCUCGUGCCCAGCGAGGCUCCGCCCUCCUGCAGCCUCAGUCAAGUAUGGAACUCGACCUCAAAGACGACACUUCCUGUUCACCCCUGACCCUCACCCCUUCCACUUCCUGUGACCUGAGCAUGAAGGCGGAGCCGGAUUCCGGGCCUAGGUCCGGGGAUCUGAUACCCAGUCUCUCUUGUCUUUCUCCAGGUCUGGUAGGCACGGCGACAGUGAAGGCGGAGCCAGUGCUUGAGGGGGAGGGGCCUGUGCAGGGAGGGGGGAGUGUGGUGAAAGAGGAGGAGAGAGAGAGGGGUAUGGGGAAAGGAGGUGGGGUUGGGGUGAAGGAGGAGAGGGAGAGGCCACACAGCCAAUCAGAAGAGCCGGACCGAGCAGGGGGCGGAGCCAAGCCCAGCAGGAAGGAGCAAGAACAGUUGAAAGUUGUGAGGGCGGAGCUUAAGAAGGCGCAGGAGUCCCAGAAGGAGAUGAAGCUGCUGUUGGAUAUGUACCGCUCCGCCCCCAAGGAACAGAGAGACAAAGUGCAGCUCAUGGCAGCCGAGAGCUUCUGGAAAGCAGAGAUUGAGGCGCUGAGUCAGAGGCUGAGGGAGCUGGAGGAGAGGGAGAGGAGGGAGGGGAAGAAGAUGGCCGAUGAAGAUGCUCUGAGGAAGAUGAGGAGCGUAGAGGAGCAGCGAGAGCACCUGACCAAGAAACUGUCUAUCGCAAAACAGGUCCGUCUGUUCUGUCUCUCUCUGCAGGGACGGGAAUGAGAAUCCCGCUGCACAGCAGUGUGAUCCAGUC
Polyodon spathula (Mississippi paddlefish) is the source of this 2462-nucleotide messenger RNA. Its product is annotated as E3 ubiquitin-protein ligase BRE1A-like. The record is from RefSeq and is a predicted model, not a curated record. NCBI's taxonomy places the organism in Eukaryota, Metazoa, Chordata, Actinopteri, Acipenseriformes, Polyodontidae. The transcript is spliced from 16 exons. Gene Ontology annotation, cellular component: nucleus; HULC complex. Bases 173 to 2431 code for a protein of 752 amino acids. Gene Ontology annotation, molecular function: ubiquitin protein ligase activity.